Messenger RNA from Ceutorhynchus assimilis (cabbage seed weevil), 2917 nucleotides. Lineage: Eukaryota; Metazoa; Arthropoda; Insecta; Coleoptera; Curculionidae. The record is from the annotation of a GenBank genome assembly.
CGCGCCCCGGUCGCGAUCGGCUCACAAGUACGCGAUCUUUCGCAUGGUUGUCAUGUGUACGCGUUUGAAAACCCAUUAUUUGAAAAAAUACACGACGCUCGACUGACAUGCGCGACAUGCAACUACGCACGGGGUUUACCGGAGGACUACUUGUGGUGGUGUGAUUGAGACCCUUUUUUCGCGUUUUUUUUUUUUUUUUUGUUUACGUUUUCCCACCUGCCAAGUGGUUUUCGGCUCUAUGAAGUAAUUAGUACAGAGGUGGCUUUGACACCCCAGCGAUUUUAUAUUUGCGAACGAAACGGUGCAUAUAUAGGUGACAAUUUUGAACUUUUUUUUUUUGAUGUUUCGCCAUGUAAAGUGCUUCGAGUGGUGGAAUAUCUUGAGGAAAGGGUUGAUGACGACAAAUAAACAGAUCUUCUUUUAACACGAGAAAGAAGCUGGACGCCCAUGCAUGGACACUAACUAUAGACAUUAUUGACGGUUGAAGGUCUCGAUGUGCAUAAAAAAUAGUAGUGAAGUCUGUUUUCUUUGGACAUAGAGCCGUUGAAAAACGGCGCGUAGUUGUUAAGGUGUCUACGGAUCGUAGUGGAAGUGACGUCCGCUCCUCCAGGCUGUCGUAUCUGCAGAUGGGGGUGUUUGAAGACGGUGGCGGAAGGCACACCUCACGAGGAAUGCACUGGCAGCAGAACGAGCAUCAGUACUUCGGUUCGGCCUACGACCCUUCACGAGACCUUUCGCCCAAUUUACCCACAUGCGAACCGCAAGUCAAACGGGAACCCCUCGCUGGGGACACUCAAGGGACCGCCGCUGGAAUCCAGGAUAAUAAUAAUCAUUCCGAGAAAAUGCACCAAACAUGCAUUUCCAACACUUGCCGCCCUCGUGAGGAAAGCGGUACCUUACGACCUUCCGGAUCUGUGACUCCGCCCGACCUGAGACGUCCCGGAUCGUCGUUCGACCAUCAUAUACCGAAAAUCGAACCGGACGGUUCUCCUGCUAGUCCUCCUACUCCACCAUCAAGUUGUACGGACGAAGUGAGCGGUGGUGUGGCAAUUUGUGCGGGUUGUGGCAUAAAGAUAACGGACAGAUACUAUUUGCAAGCGGUAGAAAAACGGUGGCACGCGCAAUGCUUGCAGUGUAGUCAGUGUCGGAACACUUUGGACGGGGACAUUACGUGUUUUUCGAGGGAGGGAAAUAUCUACUGUAAAAAAGACUAUUAUAGGUUAUUCGGCAUGAAACGGUGCGCCCGGUGCCAGGACAACAUCCUAUCUUCCGAGCUGGUGAUGAGAGCUCGAGAGCUGGUGUUUCACGUGCACUGCUUCUCGUGCGAAAUUUGCAACGCGCCCUUGACGAAGGGCGACCAGUUUGGUAUGAGAGGCUGUUCGGUGCUUUGCAGACUUCACUUCGAAGUACCGCCUUCUUCGGGGAUGUUUCCAGUCCAUGGGUUUUCGGAAAAAGGAUACAUGCCACCGUUUCCCAGUCCAGAAUUUCACAGUCAUCAGUCGACGUUGCCGCCUCAAAUACCACCGUCGUCGCUAGAAGCAUCGGUAGGCAAAAGUUCAUUUUUCAAUGGACAAACCGGUGCGCCUCCUAGACAAAAAGGCCGCCCUAGAAAAAGAAAACCAAAGGACUUAGAGGGAAUGACUGCAAACUUAGAUUUAAACCAAGAAUACUUAGACAUUCCUUACGGAAGAUCUCCCGGGACACCUGGACUGCACGGGUCCAGUCAAAGGACUAAACGGAUGCGGACGUCAUUUAAACAUCAUCAAUUGAGGACGAUGAAGUCCUAUUUCGCUAUUAAUCACAAUCCUGACGCCAAGGAUUUGAAACAGUUGUCACAAAAGACUGGAUUACCUAAGAGAGUGUUACAGGUUUGGUUCCAAAACGCUCGCGCCAAAUGGCGACGCAUGAUGCUCAAACAAGAAGGUAAAUCAGUAGGCGAAAAAUGCUCGGGCUCCGAAAGCAUGAGCGACAUGGAUAUCUAUGGUGGUCCAGGUGGGCCCGCUUCGAUGGGCAGCAGCAUCGGUAUGGCACCUCACAGUCCGUCGUUCAUGCUACCUGGUGGGCCUGGUAGCCCUUCGAGUUUGGAUUGUUCCUGAGACGUGGUACGAUGGUGGUUCGAGUUGUUUACGGUGAAUGGAUAAGUGAAAAGUUUUUCGUGGUUGUGAACUCACUAUAAACAAGUUGUUUUGUGCUUUAAUUUAUUUGAAAUGUACUUCCCCGCCGCGAACCAUAACAAUAAGCGUUUUCCUAUUGAAAUUUCUGAAAACGAGUUCCUAUUAAUGUAAGUUUUUGUUCUCAUUUAUCCCAUUAAAAAUAAAUUUGUGUAAGUAAAUAGCAUUGAAAACUUGAGGUAAAUGGUAUACUUAUGCAUAUAAACAAAAUAUUUGGGCAAAUUAAAGCCAACAUCUAGUAUCUCUCUAAAGGGCCUUUAUGUCGUGUCCUUUAAAAAUAUUUUUUUUAACGUACAUAUGUAGUUAAAUAUUAACCCCUCAAAGACUUUGAACAUUAAUUUGUCUUCCCAUUAAAGGCCAAAACUAUAAAUUAUUCUUGGUUUGUCAAAAUCUAUUCGGAUUCUAAAAAAAAUCUUGUGGUAUAACAAACUAUUGUAAAUAUAAUGAUAGGGGGUUUUCAUUCGGGCUUAAUGGCCGUCGUAAGUUGGAAUUUCUUCCUUACUUUCCAACUUACGACGGCCAUUAAGCCAGAAUGAAAACCCCUUAUCAUUAAGCCUGGGCCGCGAAAGCCUCACAAACUUUAUUGUAAAUAUAAUUCGUAUUAAGUAAUUAACGGUAUGGUUUUCCUUCCCGAAUGAAAAAAUUGCAUAUUUUCUCGUGUGUAAAUGUUAAAUUUAUGUCAAAUGCUACCUCAUAAAGCAUAAAAUGUAAAAAGUGUGGUAGCAUAUUCCUAAAAGCAAUAGACG